CUGCGGCCGCCGCCCUCAUGCUCUGCCCCGCCGGCCCCGGCCGCCUGCCAGGCCGUGUCCCAUUCCGGGCUCCGUCUCUCCUCCCGGGCUCCAUAUCCCCCCUUCCCGGUCCAUGCCUCACUGUGGGGUCCGUGUCCCAUUCCCGGUCCGUGUCCUGUUGCGGGCUCGGUGUCUCCUCCCGCCGCCCAGGGGAGGAGCGGAGCGGGCAGAGUGGCCGCUGUCUCCCGUCCAGCCCCUCCCCGGCAGGUGCGGCGCAGGUGCGGCCCCGCGCGGCUCCGUUCCCGUUCCCGUUGCCGCAGCCCGGCCAUGGCGUACCGGGAGCUGGUGCGGCGCUGGCACGAGGCCGUGCGGGCGGCGGACCGCGGGCACUGGGACGCUGCCCUGGACGCGUUCGGCGGCAUCGAGGAGCCUCCGGCCAGGAUCUGCUUCAACGUGGGCUGCGUGCAGCUGCUGGCCGGGCGGCCCGAGGCGGCCCUGCGGGCAUUCAAUAAAACCAUUGAGAAGGACAAUUCCCUGGCUGUGGGCUACUUCCAGAGAGGAUAUGUCCACCUGCAGCUGGAAAUGUAUGAAGAAGCUCUCUCUGACUAUCACCUGGCCUUCAGUCACCUAAGAGAAAAUCCCUUCAUUGAUUACAAGCAGCUGGGGCUGAGGCACAUCCUCUAUGCCUGGGAGGUGCUGUACAGCACUGCAGCAGUGCAGUGCCACCUGCAGCAGUGGCAGGAGGCCAGGGUCACCCUGGAGAAGGCUGUUGUGUGGAGACCUGAAAGAAGAACAGCAAUCCUGGAGCUGGCCCUUGAGCGGGUGCAGGACCACCUGUGUUUAGAGCCCAUGCUGGUUCCUCUUGAGGAACUUUUCAGACCACGAAAGAAGGAAGUUGAGCAGCUGGAUUCAAAAGAUUUCCUGGGUAAACCCAAGGUCAUCUCAUCCAUCAUUCCCAACGAUGAGUACAUUGGCUUUGAGCCUCUCAGGCCUCAGAAACAGGGCUUUUAUGAACCCAGUGCCAAUGCUCUGCGGGAGGCCGAGUCCGGCUACCACCGAGUGCUGGCCCGGUACCGCCCCGAGGAGCCGCCGGGGCAGGAGGUGGCGGCCGGGAGCCUGGUGUUCGUGCUGGGCAGAGCGGCAGACGGCUGGGCCACGGCCAUCCACGACGGGCAGAAGCUGCACAUCCCGAGCUCUCUCCUGGAGCCUGCCUCAAGGAUGGAUAAAUGGAAGAUCAGCACUGGGAUUCCCCUUCCUCCUGCCCAGGUGCCUCCCAGCCGCCUCCCCAUGAAGCAGAAGCCAGAUCCUCCUGGGGAAGAAAAUGCCUCUGUCAAUGAUGCCAGUGCCCACAUGGACUCUAAGGUGCCGCCGAGGCGCGGGGACGCCCCCGCGGGCGCAGACAGGCCGGCGGUGCUGCGGCUGCGCUGCGAGUGCUCGCUGGUGCUGCGGGCGGGCGAGGCCCCGGCCCUGCCGGCCCUGCGGGCCCUGCUGCGGGACAGGCUGGCUCAGCAGGCACAGCGGGGCGCGCUCAGCUACAGGCUCCUGGAUGGCACAGAGCUGGGGACAGUGUUGGGACAGGAAGACCUGGGGAAGGUGUGGCAGCAGCUGAUGGAGGGCAAGCUGAUACUCUGUUGCCAGGACUCAGACUCCCACUCGGGCAGACCUGUUCUCUACCAGAUGCUGGCUCAGCACUCUUACCUGCCACAGGGACCAGGGGACCUGGAGUUCAGCAAGGGAGAUGUGCUGGAUAUCCUCUCUGAAGUGAACGAGGACUGGCUGGAAGGACGAUGCAAUGGCAAGACUGGCAUCUUCCCCAAAUGCUUUGCCACCCAGACCAGCUGUGAUGUUGCCUUCCUAUAGCAAACAGGAGCCUUUUCCUGCAUGGCUGCACCCCCAGGGGUGGGAGACACUCGUCCCAGCUCAUUUGGGCCCCAGCCAGCACAGCCAGGAGCUCUCCUGUACCUGGACAGGGGAUAUCUCCCACUCAGAUCCAUGGGGUCAGUUCCAGCAGUGAUGGCAUUUCCCACAGCCUGUUCCCUGACCUGGCAUUUUUUACUUGGUGCUUACACUGCCAAAGAUGUACCUGUGAAGAGCAGAGAGCAGGGAGAGGGCUCUGGAGUUUGGCUGUGGGAAUUGUCCAUGUGGGAGCUCAGGCUGCUGGGUGGAAAGAGGUUCCCCUGGGUGGGAGGAGAUUCCCCUGCGUGGGAGGAGGUUCCUCUGGGUGAGAGUCUUCAUCCCUCUCCCUGCUGCUCGUGUUGAGGCUGGGAAGCUGAGCCUCACUCCUGAAGCCAAGGGUGGCUGGCUGGGAACAGAGGGCAGAGCCCUGUUCUCCAGGCUCUCGGGUCAUAUAACCUUAUCUCCACCAGCCACAGAUGCUGCUCUUUCAAAAGGCUUUUGGAACCAGUUUGCAGAGGGUUUAAUGGGAUAACACCAUGAGUUAGAACCCUGUCUUCCAUAGCACACGGCUGUGGACCUGACCAUUCCUUCACCAGGUGCUGAGGCACUUUUCUUAAGCCCUAAGGCCUAGGUGAGAUCUUGGAGCACAGAGGAAAUAGGCACUUGUGGAAAUCUCCACUGCUCAGAGCAGCUCUGGGUUGUGGGAGAGCCCUGGAGAAAGGGCUGGCUGGGAAGUGCUGGGCUGGUGCUGCAAAGGUGAAAGCCCUGUCCAAUUCCUGCAACUGGGCUGGACUAAUCUAAAUAAAACACUCAAGUGCCUGGAGCUGGAACCUGUCCUGGAUUUGGUGUCUUGACAAAACUUGGCUAUGUAACUUGAAUAUAAAAUAAACCCUGAGCCAGAGUUGGCAACU
Zonotrichia albicollis (white-throated sparrow) is the source of this 2786-nucleotide messenger RNA. It is a transcript of the gene NOXA1, whose product is annotated as NADPH oxidase activator 1. The record is from RefSeq and is a predicted model, not a curated record. Gene Ontology annotation, biological process: superoxide anion generation. NCBI's taxonomy places the organism in Eukaryota, Metazoa, Chordata, Aves, Passeriformes, Passerellidae. Gene Ontology annotation, molecular function: protein binding; superoxide-generating NADPH oxidase activator activity.